Molecule: messenger RNA, 1997 nt
Organism: Cryptomeria japonica (Japanese cedar)
Lineage: Eukaryota; Viridiplantae; Streptophyta; Pinopsida; Cupressales; Cupressaceae
Exons: 6
Coding region: 487-1557 (356 amino acids)
Source: RefSeq, a predicted model, not a curated record
ACUUGCAAUUACCGGGAGUGGCCGGUCGGCCGGUCAAACACUUUCAUUAAUCCAACUAAGAAAAGCAGUUUUUCAAUAUUUUUAAACGAAACCAUGGGUACAGGACACCAUGAUAAACCGAUGCAGAAAGAUAACGUGGGCUGGAUUGUGAAUUGGAUUACCAGGCAAUGCAGGGAAGAUCUUUUUAACGUUUUUCGUGCAAUUUAAGGAGUUGGGCAGCCCUUUUUGUAAAACUGCAGGAAUCAUAUAGCUCCACAGGAGUUCUAAUUGCCACAACCUGUUAAAUUUUACAAUCUCUAUUUGUAGAUCUUAGCAUUUCUUCUAAUUUUGGAUUUUAUAAGCAUCAUGUUGGCCUACAAAUCAUCUGUUUCGGAAGAAUUUCGUAGUACUUGAAUUUUAAAGAAAAGCUGCGUACAGAUUUUUCAUUCAUAUUUCAACAAUUAUUCUCAGAUUCUGUUAUCACUCUCCUUAUUUGGGGAGGACAUCAUGGUGGCUAUAAAUCUGGGUGUGUGCCAUUAUGUAUUGGAUCACAUAUAUGGGACAUUCAUGCACAGAUUGAGAUUGGCUCCCCCCUUUUUUUCAGCCGGAUGGGGAGGGCCCAAACUGGAGCUUUUGGAGAAGAUGACAAAACAGUUGCUUUCUCAGGGCUUGGCAGAAGUUGCUGCUCAGCGCUGGCCUCCAAGAAUUAUUCAGCCUAUGUGGAAGACUGUGUGGGAGUCUCGGACUGCUCGUUUGCAGGAAGGGAUUUUCAAGACACCAUGUGACGAGGAAUUGCUUAAUGCUCUGCCUAUUGAGAGUCACACUGCUCGAGUUGUUUUGCUUACUCCCAAACAUGUACCUACGCACAAGAUGGCAUGCGUUAUUCACCUUGCAGGGACUGGAGACCAUACAUUUGAACGACGUCUACGCAUGGGUGGGCCAUUACUAAAAAGCAACAUUGCAACUAUGGUGCUUGAAAGCCCAUUCUAUGGAGAGCGUCGUCCUCAACUACAAUAUGGUUCAAAGUUGUUGUGUGUGAGUGAUUUGCUUCUCUUGGGAAGAGCUACCAUUGAAGAAGCCCGGACACUUCUAUAUUGGCUAGAAAAUGAUGCUGGAUUUAGCAAGACAGGUGUCUGUGGUCUGAGCAUGGGUGGAGUGCAUGCUGCAAUGGUUGGUUCAUUACAUCCAACUCCAGUGGCUACUUUGCCUUUUCUAUCUCCACACUCUGCUGCUGUAGCCUUUUGUGAGGGUAUUUUGCAGUAUGGCACUGCCUGGGAUGCACUAAGAAGGGACAUGGUACAGAAUACUGGGAUGACCGUCGAGCAAGUGAGGGAGCGCAUGCGUUCAGUGCUAUCACUAACUGAUGUUACACAGUUUCCUGUUCCCAAAAAUCCUUCGGCAGUCAUUUUUGUUGCUGCCACUGAUGAUGGUUACAUUCCCAAGCAUUCUGUUUUGGAACUUCAGCGCGCCUGGCCUUUCUCAGAGGUGAGGUGGGUUACAGGGGGCCAUGUUUCAUCAUUUUUACUUCACAAUGAUGAAUUUCGAAGGGCAAUUAAGGAUGCACUUAACCGCUUGUAAAUGUUGGCAUAGAGGAAAUUGCCUCAUUUGACCUUAAGAUUGUUUGUAUUUUAACAAAAUGAAUUAAACUUAAGGUAGUUUCAGGAGUACAACUACAUUGAUUUAUGCACUCUAAGAAGAAACCGGAAUAUCACAGAAGUCAAUAAGGAAAUCAAUUAAAUGUCAUAGAUUAAACACUGUGAUGUACAGUGUACAUAAGGGAUGGAAGAAGUGAUGAAUAACUGGAGGCUUCUUAUAAUUGUCCAUAUCAGCCUCAGUUGUGGGAGGCACUUAAGGGUGCAGUUGGUUACUUGAAAGAUAUUGUAAUUUUAAUUUAUUUUCCAUUCAUGGAUCUUUUGUCUUAGUUUCUGCUACUGUCAAAAUGGAUGUGCACAUACAGACAGGAGUUGCCGUUGUAUCAAAAUUAUGAUUCAUUUCAAUAAAGAAUCAAAUUUGUUAUC